Molecule: messenger RNA, 414 nt
Organism: Pyricularia pennisetigena
Lineage: Eukaryota; Fungi; Ascomycota; Sordariomycetes; Magnaporthales; Pyriculariaceae
Exons: 2
Coding region: 1-414 (137 amino acids)
Source: RefSeq, a predicted model, not a curated record
AUGGUCCCGAAUCCCAUGGCCUGGAACAAAGCCGUACUGCGAGCAUCACCGCUUCACCAGUAUUUUGGGCUCGGUUCCACCAAUCUCCAUCUCAACUAUCCAUCGCGCGCUGUUGCCUUUCCCACGUUUCAGUCGCGGGCUACGAUACCGAGCACAUGGCAGCCGACCGCGGCCGUCAACAGGUCGUUCAAGUGGAUACCAGCCAGCAAUAGGAAGCCCGCCUCGACCCAACAGGCUUCAACGUCGGCCACCUUGCUGGCGCUCGCCAGUCACGAUAUGCAGCCGAGCAGGUCGAGCCGAAGCAAGCAGCUGGCCCUCCCACCCCACACCGGGCUCCGCCUCUUCCAGGAUGAUCAGCAUGCCUCGCUCAGUGCACUUUUCCGCCAUUCCUUUCUGGUGAUCAAUGCGAGGUGA